GUUUUUUGUGUACGACUGUGUGUGUUGAACUGAGCGGAGGUGAAGAAGAGGAGGAUGAAGCUGGGAGCGGAGGAUGGGAGGAAGAGUGGAGUAAGAGACAGGCUAGCUGUGUGUGUGUGAAUGUGUGAGUGAGUGAGGAAGAGGAGAGGAAGGUCGUCCGAGGGACCGAAAACAAAGACUUGAUUUUUUUGUGGAUAACCUCCGGAACAUUACUAACGGAAACUUUAAACUUUUUACCCGCCACAGCUCGGCUUGUUUUCCCCGGAGCCGGCUUUGUUUCACGGCGGGGGUGUCUACGAUAAAUGAAGGAAUAAAACAGAUCACCAUCGACCUUUUUCUACCCAAGUGGGCAAUACCCUGGGACUAUUUUUGAUAAAGGUUGCAAGAGAAUGGCGGCUAACAUGUACCGAGUGGGAGAUUAUGUGUACUUUGAGAACUCCUCCAGCAACCCUUACCUGAUCCGCAGAAUAGAAGAGCUCAACAAGACAGCCAAUGGGAAUGUGGAGGCAAAGGUGGUGUGUUUGUUCAGGAGGCGAGACAUCUCGGGCAACCUCAACACUCUGGCUGACAGCAAUGCAAGAGAAUUUGAGGAGGAAUCGAAGCAACCAGUGCUCUCUGAACAACAGAAACACCAGCUCAAACACAGAGAACUCUUCCUGUCUCGACAGUUUGAAUCUCUACCAGCUACUCACAUACGGGGCAAAUGUAACGUCACCCUCCUCAAUGAAACAGAUGUCUUGGCUGGCUACCUGGAGAAGGAGGACUGUUUCUUCUACUCGUUGGUGUUUGACCCUGUCCAGAAGACCCUGCUGGCAGAUCAGGGCGAGAUCCGUGUGGGCUCUAAGUACCAGGCAGAGAUCCCUGACAAGCUAGCUGAGGGUGAAUCAGACAACCGGGUCCAGGAGAAGCUGGAGACCAAGGUGUGGGACCCCAACAACCAGCUCAAAGACCCUCAGAUUGACCAGUUUCUUGUGGUGGCAAGAGCCGUGGGGACAUUUGCUCGGGCCCUGGACUGCAGCAGCUCCAUUCGCCAGCCCAGCCUCCAUAUGAGUGCAGCUGCAGCCUCAAGAGACAUCACACUGUUCCAUGCCAUGGACACACUGCAGAAGAACAACUAUGACCUGGCCAAAGCCAUGUCCACCCUGGUUCCUCAGGGGGGUCCAGUUCUCUGCCGCGACGAAAUGGAGGAGUGGAGCGCCUCAGAGGCCAUGCUGUUUGAAGAGGCUCUGGAGAAAUAUGGCAAAGACUUCAACGACAUCCGCCAGGACUUUUUACCCUGGAAGUCUUUAGCCAGUGUGGUCCAGUUCUACUACAUGUGGAAGACUACUGACCGCUACAUCCAACAGAAACGGCUAAAGGCAGCAGAGGCAGACAGCAAGCUGAAGCAGGUGUACAUCCCCACCUACACCAAACCCAACCCCAAUCAGAUCAUGGUGCCUGGCAGCAAGCCGGGCAUGAACGGGGCAGCAGGCUUUCAGAAAGGACUCAGCUGCGAGAGCUGCCACACGGCUCAGUCUCCUCAGUGGUAUGCCUGGGGGCCUCCCAACAUGCAAUGCCGACUGUGCGCCUCCUGCUGGAUCUACUGGAAGAAGUAUGGAGGCCUGAAGACCCCCACACAGCUAGAGGGCGCUGCCAGAGGUGGAUCUGAAUCUGGCCCCCGAGGUCACAUGACACGCCAGGAGGUCCAGGGCAUGUCACCGUUCACCCGCAACGAGGGUCGAGCCAAGCUGCUGGCCAAAAACCGGCAAACGUUCAUCCUGCAGACCACCAAGCUGACCCGCAUCGCUCGGCGGGUGUGUGAGGACAUCCUGCAGCCUCGCCGUGCUGCGCGACGACCCUACGCCUCCAUCAACGCCAAUGCUGUCAAGGCUGAGUGUAUGAUCAGGCUGCCAAAAGCCACAAAAACUCCUCUAAAGAGCAAGCUGAUUCCUCGACAGUCACUGGCCACCAUAGUGAAGGAUUUAGCCAUCUCAGCUCCUCUGAAACUGAAGGCAUCCAGAGGACCCCCGACACCCAUCAACAGGAACCAGGCUAGCCAGCCUCGAGUUGGCCAAAGCCUUCUGGGAAAGAGGGGCUUUGACAGCGCUACAGGGGUGCCGUACCCAGCCAAUGGGAGGCCAUAUACCUCAGGUAUGAGGACCACCUCUCAGUCAGUCAUCAAGCGGCAGAAGGUCAGCCAGGGAGAAGCUCCCAACCCUGUGGUGUUUGUGGCUACAAAGGACACCAGGGCUCUGAGGAAACAUCUGACCCAGUCAGAGAUGCGUCGGGCAGCGAGAAAACCUCAUCUCCUGGUCCGGAUCAAGCUGCCGCCACCCCCUCGCUCCCUGGCCAUGCCACUGCUCCCCUCCAGCACCAGUGAACCCAUUGUCCUGGAGGACUGAAGGGGAGGCUGAACAGGGGGUGGGUGGGCCUUUUAACAGGACAUAGGGAUUGGGAGGGAGUUGGGGAGGGUCUGUGCUCAGGCCAUCAAUUAGAGGCAGCACAGUACGCCAUACCAGUAGUUUUUUUUUUUUUUCCCCUCUUUUCAGUGUCAUUUUUCUUUAGUUCUCUGUUACUUCCUGAAAGUUUAUGUGUCCAGCAUACACACACAGACACACCAGCAUACACACAAACACACACCAGCAUACACACAAGCACUUAAAUGACUGCACGUUUCCAUCAUACUGAAGGUGCACUAAGCAGAAUUUUCAGAAAUAAUCUCUUGUAAUCAUCAUGUAUGACCCACUACAAGUGUGUGGUGGUGUGUUUAUCUGCAGAGACCCUGCCCACUGCCUGUAUUUGCUUAUUCUUAUUUUUCUGUGUUCAGGGUUUUUCUGGCCAGGGGGUGUGUAGACCUCACCCUAUAAUAGCACACAGUGUGUGAGGGCGGGACUCUUAAACAUGAAGAGACCAGGUUACAUUGCUGUACAUUGAAAACAAUGAGCAAACAACAUACAAAGUUUAUCUCGGUUUCAGAGCUGCUCUGGCCAUUAUUUUCAUUAUUAAUGAUUCUGCUGAUUAUCCCCUAUUAAUUAAUGAAAAACAAAUGUCCAUCAGAGUUCUCCAGAGCCAAAGUUAAUGUCUUCAAAUUGCUUGUUUUGACUGACCCAUAGUCCAACACCCAGGUAUUGACUUUACUUUUUCAAUUAACUGACUUGCUCGCUCGUUGAGGCAGGGAGGAGGGGGCAGAUUUGAAUGGUGUGUUUACAAACAUCAGUCGACAAAUCCUGCAUAGUGUACCUUUAAACACUAUGCGCACACACACACACGCACACGUCAGCACACAGACAUUCACACAACACCUUGGGCUUUGUAGUAUUUCUUUCCAGAUACUGAAUUAUUUUGCUCCCCUUUUUAAUGCCGCCUAUUUUUAAAUGUGUAAUUUAAAUCAAGAUAUUUCUCAUCCUGAAACAAUGGUGAUAAAGCACACAGUUUUUCCUCCAUGUCGCUAUAUUUGUGUAAAUAUAUGCAUCAUUUAAGGGGUGACGCCCACAGUAUGUGAGAAGAAUGUGGGGGUGGGGAAGUGGAAAUAGGAGACUGUGUAGGAAAGCUGUAGCAGGCAAAAGGUCUCAUUUGAUUUGAGUUGAAGAUUUCACUCAUACACUCUUCUACUCCACUCCAGCAGGGAAAAAUCGUAUGGCUGUGAAUGCAGACCCGUCUCCUCUCAUUGUACUUUUCUCUCUGUAAGUUGUCAGCUGUUUCCAUCAUCAGUCAGGAGCCAAGCACAGGCCUGUUACAGGGUUUAAUAACAGCUUACGUUCUACCCUUUUCAUCCCAUCUGUAUCCUCUGUAUCAUCUUAUGGAAGUCCCUCAGUGUCAGAAAUAUUGAGUGAGCACAAAACAACUUGAGAAGUGGGAAAGUCGAGGUUAGAGGGUGUGCAGUGACAGGAGUACAUAACAAAACUGUAGACUAAGUGAGGAUGGAAUGUAGAGUGUACUCCAUGUUUUGAGUUGGCAAGAGACCCAUAGAUAAACAAGCAGCAGGGCCUUGUUUGCUCAUUGUUGUCAAAAGUUGAUCUCAGUUUCAGGGAUGCCCUAACCAUUAUUUUCAUUACUAAUGAUUUUGAUGAUUAUCCUCUAUUAAUCGCUGAAAACAAAUGUCCAUCAGAGUUCUCCAGAGCCCAGGUUAAUGUCUUCAGAUUGUGAUCUCAGUCGAAAACCCAGGUAUUCACUUUACUUACUCACUUUACUUACAAUUAAAUUAAAUGAGCAGUCAUCACAGUUAUUCUGAUUGAUUUUGCUGGUGAUCAAGUAAUUGAAUAAGAGACUUAUCGUUACAGUUCUAAUCAGGUUACCUUGCCCAUGCUAAAGGCCUAAACUGAAUAAAUAUUGAAUAAAAAUAGAGAGAAUCAAGUGAGUGUGAACAAAUUCUGGAUUUUAGUGUCUUUACUGAAUACUAUCCGAAAACUUCAAAUUGUUAACUGUUGUUAACUGUUGUUCGGGAUUUAGCCAAACGUGGAACAUACACCUUUUUUAAUAGUGAGAGUGCACAAAAUCAGGAUUUGGUGUGUUUACUAAAUUCUGAUUUUACAUUUUUAGUUUUUGUACAGCCUGAAGUUAAUCCUGGCUUAAUUGCUCAAUUUUUUUGUGCUCACAUUUUGUGACUAAUAAACUUCCAUACUGUGUCUACUUUCAUAAGGCAUCACAGUAGUCAUUUUUUAAGAAAUUGAGCAAGGGCUGCAGUUGUAGUCAAGCUGUAUCUCCUGUCAUGUAAUUGCUAGGCUUUUGUAGCCACUUUUAACCAGUUUAAAGGGAGAAGUAACCUGACUCCUGUUUUGUUGACCUCACCCCAAGAAGUUUGAACGGGCAGCCUGGAAUCAAAGGGGAGAGGCCCGUUGCGUCAGAGUCAAAAGUCAAAGGUUUACAGAGUAGGAGGGAUCAUACUGUGUUUAAUGACAUUCAAAUGAUUGUGGCACGAGUUACUGUGCGACUUGCCAUGCUGAGAGAACACAUUUGGCUUUGAGGUACUAUGGUCGAGUCUGUUGAAGUCCAAAAUGAAGCCAUAAUGUGGAGAAAAAGGUUAAUGUCCAUUGUGAGUGGACACUUUAAACCCUAAGGUGAUGUUGGACUUAAGCCACAGCAUUUCUGAUAAUGUAGUGUUUGGUUGGUUUGAAUGGAACUGAUGCAAUUAUGUUAAUGGUCAGAUGAUAAAAGUCUGUUAAUACAGCAGCAAUAUGUAAAUGUACGGAAGACAAUUAGGGCCAAAAAUUUGUUCUGAAAUUAUUGUUAAAAAUAACAACAGCCUGAGAUUAAAGUCGUACUUUUUCUCUAAGUAUUGACUGAUUCAGAACUCUUUUCUAUGGCCUUAAUCCUCUCCUGUAAAUGUUUGAUGAUGCUAAACAGAAGUGAUGUGUUUGGUUGUGAUUGGGUAUGACGACGAUAUGGAAGGAAUCUAGCUGUCUUGACUUGUGCUUUCAUUUGCUUUGUUUAUUUUAGUUCCCCCUGUCUGUACCAUUAUGAAAGGGUAAGUACUAAAAGUAAGUUGUUAAUUGGAUAAUUAUAAUUCCUUUGUAUCCCUCAGCCUGUGAACCCCCACAGCAGUGAGGGGUUACACUGGAUUUAUAAGCAAGUCUGGUCCCAAUGUGGGCUUUGUAAUAUUUCUCAAAAAAAAGAAAUUCAAGUGUUGAGUUUGUAGCAAAUACUAAUCUGUGUAAAGAAAAGUGGAAAACUGGCAUAUUGGAAACUUUUUUACAUCUAAAAUGUGUAAUUCUGCUCCAUUAUUGUGGAGAUGGCUGUAAUAGGCUACUGUACAUGUGGAACAUUGCUCUCCUUCAUAGGGUGGGUGGGCUGGUCAUUUGAACCAGGGGCAUUGAAAAAGGGACAGGGUGCUGAUUUUUGUAUGGUGGAGAGACAAACAUGCUACAAUUGAAAGUUUUUCUCAAGUGUUUUUUAUUCCAAUGUCUCUGUAUCCUUUAAUGUAUCUUGAUAAGAAAAGAAAUAAAGAUUUUUUUUCUUUGUGGUCA
Messenger RNA from Lates calcarifer (barramundi perch), 5942 nucleotides. It is a transcript of the gene mta2, whose product is annotated as metastasis associated 1 family, member 2. Gene Ontology annotation, cellular component: NuRD complex; nucleoplasm. Gene Ontology annotation, biological process: negative regulation of transcription by RNA polymerase II. The transcript is spliced from 18 exons. Gene Ontology annotation, molecular function: transcription corepressor activity; chromatin binding; histone deacetylase binding. The record is from RefSeq and is a predicted model, not a curated record. NCBI's taxonomy places the organism in Eukaryota, Metazoa, Chordata, Actinopteri, Centropomidae. The coding region runs from base 390 to 2381 and encodes 663 amino acids.